AUGGUUAACGUCCACCGUCGCAACACGGCCUUCACUGCCAGUCUCUUCUACUUCCUUACGAUUCCGUUCCUCAUUCUUGUCAUUAUCGGAAACACACACAUCAACUCAACGCUAAACGACAUCUACUUCUUCCAGCUCGAUGUGUCGCAAGUCAUUCCCAUCUCGGUCGAAAACUCAAAACUCCUCAACUCCGUCGCCCGAAGUCUAGGCCUUCACGAUUUCUACCAGGUUGGACUAUGGAAUUUUUGCGAGGGUUAUAAUGAUGAAGGUGUCACAUACUGUUCCAACCCUAAGCAGUGGUACUGGUUCAACCCCGUCGAGAUCCUCGUCAGCGAACUGCUUGCGGGAGCCCAGAUCGCUCUCCCUGCAGAGGCUGUCACCGUCCUCAACCUCCUCAAGAUUGGUUCUAGGAUUAUGUAUGGUUGCUUUAUGGCCGGCAUCGUCGUCAACUUUGUCCUCAUUCCCCUGAGCUUGCUUGUUAUCCGCACUCGCUGGUGGAGUCUGCCUCUCUCACUUCUCUCCGCCAUCGCAGGAGUCCUUGUUACUCUUGCUGCGGUCAUUGCGACGGUUAUCAGUAUUGCGGCAAAAGUCGCCCUUACCGCACAGGAUCAACUCAACAUCAGGGCAAACAUUGGUUACAAGAUGUUUGCCUUUAUAUGGAUUGCUGCCAUCUUUACCGAUCUAGCGUUCCUCCUGCAUGCUGCCAUGGGCUGUUGCUGUAAGCCAGACCGACAAGCACAGACUUCAUCGCAACACUCCAUGUCUGAAACCAAGAGCAAUAGGGUGUCCUUGCCAGGAUUUGUCCGCCAAAGAAAGAGCCACACGCCCUCGUCAUAGGCUCCCGAAAUCUUGUAUGAUUCUACGGCGAUAUAAGAUUGGACCUCGCAAGGGGGUUUACAGGAUCGGCUUCAAGUCUUUUCAUUUACGCCAAGGUGAAAUGGCGGCAACUGGUCAAAAGUAAAAGUUAAACUUGAACCAAAAAUAACAUCUGGAUAAAGGAGCAUUGUCGGUGGAAGUGCCAGUCCUAUUCAGGGGCCUGGCGCUUGUGCCAACAUCGGAGUUUGGAAGAGCGAUUUGAUUGUUGGGUAUGAAACUUGAUAGUUCUAUAGAAGAUAAAAAUAAAGGUCCAGAGCGUCAUAUUCCGUUGCCGCAAAGUUUUUCCCCA
Fusarium graminearum PH-1 is the source of this 1165-nucleotide messenger RNA. RefSeq lists its product as uncharacterized. The record is from RefSeq and is a predicted model, not a curated record. Gene Ontology annotation, cellular component: cell cortex of cell tip; plasma membrane. Bases 1 to 837 code for a protein of 278 amino acids. Gene Ontology annotation, biological process: fungal-type cell wall organization. The transcript is spliced from 2 exons. Lineage: Eukaryota; Fungi; Ascomycota; Sordariomycetes; Hypocreales; Nectriaceae.